This is a messenger RNA of Eurytemora carolleeae, 1096 nucleotides long. RefSeq lists its product as uncharacterized. The transcript is spliced from 4 exons. The record is from RefSeq and is a predicted model, not a curated record. Lineage: Eukaryota; Metazoa; Arthropoda; Copepoda; Calanoida; Temoridae. The coding region runs from base 243 to 1073 and encodes 276 amino acids.
CCUUCAAAUCAUGCGCAGAGUAAAGGGUUACAGGCAUUCCGGUAAUCCAUUUCAAGUUUACACCAGAGUGCAGGGGUUUAUGUAAGGUUUCACGGCUCUCUCUCUCAGCUCUCCAACAAUACCCGGAGUAAGUUCUAGAAUCCGUUUCAGAAUAACCCCGUACGCGGAGCUGGCAACACGUUCAAAUCAAACCCUCCGUCAACUACAGAGCUAAUGAACCUGUUGUGAAAAUUAAACACAAGAUGGCAAUAGUGUUUAGCAAACCUAGAUAUGAGAGAAGGAGAAGAAGAAGAGAGGAAAUUCAUAUUCCAAGAGCUCAACAGAUUGGUUUUGAGGAUCUAAACCCUGAAUCCCAGCAGCAAAUCUUGGACCUAGUGGAAAUAUACAGAUGUAUUCUAAGCCUAGAGAAUACAGAGGACCAGAUUAGUGAUACCCAGGAUACAGUGAGAACCAGUAUCCCUGCACCGCAACCUGUCAAGGUGGAAGGAUUGAAGAACAAUUGUGAAACUGUUGAGACCAAAUACGAUGUGCUUGAUCAUGAUGAAUCUGUGAAUGAUGCAGAUGAUGAGGAUGAGGAUGAUGUUGUAGAUCCUGUAGAUAAAGAGCUUGCUAUAUCAGGGUGCUGUGUUGAGAAUAUUGACUUCUCAGUUCCUGACGUGAUACCCAACCAUGAUCUCAGAACCCGGAACCCACUUCCGGAUCUCAUUCCCAGAUCUCAACUGAGAACCUUGAACCUAAGAUCUCUCCGUCCCUCCAGGUUCCAGAUUCAGGACUGGAGCAGACAGGAGGGAGGAGGAGGAGGAGGAGGAGGAGGAGGAGAAGAGACACGUCCUCCAACAGACUGGAGACUAUACGGUCGUCAACUAGAUCUCAUCUCAUCAAACUUCACCAUGGGUCGUGGACCACCAGACCCUCGUGGACCUCUAGAGGGAGAUGACCUAGAUGGUGGUCAUGACCUUGAUGUACGUAGAGGAAGAUCGGAUAGAAAAUUUUUCACAGAUUUCGCCCUGUCAGUUGUAGCAAAUACUGUUGUAUAUUUAUGCAUAAGAAAACUAAAAAGAUUGAUAUUUUAAAAUAAAAAUUGUAAAAAUAUUUG